AUGAUUAACUCUCUGCAGAAUCAAACUGGUGCGAACUGGAGAACGGAAUCGGUUAUCAUUUCUCUGGUCUUCUCGCUCAUCUUCUUGGUCGGUACCUUGGGGAACGGAUUGGUCCUCACUGUCCUCCUCUGGAACAGACAGAUGAACACCAAAACAACAAACCUGUUUAUUCUGAACCUCGGCGUGGCAGACCUGUGCUUUAUAGUGUUCUGCGUACCUUUUCAAGCCACUAUCUACACUAUGGAUGAAUGGGUAUUUGGACCGUUCUUGUGCAAAGUCGUACACUUUAUCAUCUACCUUACCAUGUAUGCCAGCAUCUUUACGCUCACCGCUGUGUCGUUGGACAGGUAUCUGGCCAUCCGCUACCCUCUCCGUUCCAGGGAGAUGAGGACCCAUCGUAACGCCCUGACGUCCAUCUGUGUGGUCUGGGGUUUGUCCCUGGUCUUCUCUGGCCCGUACCUGAGCUAUUACCGACAGAUGGACUUGGACGGCACCGUGGUCUGCAUCCCCGCCUGGCAGAUCCAGGACAGGCGCCUCAUGGACGUCUGCACCUUCUUCUUCGGCUACCUCAUCCCUGUCCUCAUCCUCAGCCUAACCUACGCCAGAACCAUCUGCUACCUGUGGACCACGGUGGACCCCAUGAAGGACAUGUCUGAGUCCAGGAGAGCCAAGAGGAAAGUCACCAAGAUGAUUAUUAUCGUAGCGGUGCUCUUCUGCCUCUGCUGGCUUCCCCAUCACCUGGUUAUACUGUGUAUGUGGUUUGGUCACUUUCCACUAAACCACACCACCUAUAUACUCCGUAUUCUCUCCCACCUGGUGGCCUAUGCUAACUCCUGCCUUAACCCUAUAGUGUAUGCCCUGGUGUCCAAACACUUCCGGAAGGGAUUCCGGAAGGUGUUUGACUGUGCGUUGAGUAAGAGGGUGGUGAACCGGGUGCAUGUGAUUCAGGCGGCGCACCCUGUCAGUACGGUGGAGGUGGGGUCCAGUGAGACGUCCAAUCAGAGCCAGGGGUCACAGCGUCGAGAUAGGGCCGGACUAACCACAUCUGGGGCCCUGGGAAAGAAGAAUUUGGAGGCUCCCCUCAUGGCAGUGGAGAGAUUUUAUUUUUAAGCUAGACUCAGGGGUAGCUGUAACAUAGAAAAUCUCUCCCUCCAU
Molecule: messenger RNA, 1155 nt
Organism: Coregonus clupeaformis (lake whitefish)
Lineage: Eukaryota; Metazoa; Chordata; Actinopteri; Salmoniformes; Salmonidae
Product: galanin receptor 2a
Exons: 2
Coding region: 1-1110 (369 amino acids)
Biological process (GO): G protein-coupled receptor signaling pathway
Cellular component (GO): membrane
Molecular function (GO): G protein-coupled receptor activity
Source: RefSeq, a predicted model, not a curated record